Molecule: messenger RNA, 1491 nt
Organism: Elgaria multicarinata webbii
Lineage: Eukaryota; Metazoa; Chordata; Lepidosauria; Squamata; Anguidae
Product: NXPE family member 2-like
Exons: 4
Coding region: 1-1491 (496 amino acids)
Source: RefSeq, a predicted model, not a curated record
AUGAAAGAAGGCAAUGAAUACCGUACUUGGAAAGGACCGGGAGAAAAGGAGGAAGAAGUAAAAAGCAUCCUUACAAAACUGGAUGGGCUGAUGCCCAGUAUCACUUUCACACAUAUAAAUACCACGACAAGUGCCAAGAACAGCAAAGCCACCAUACUAAACAACAAAGACUCUUAUUGUGUUGGAGAGCACUUGAUGGUUCGGCUGGAUUUGUAUGACCACUUAGGAAAGAAGAAGGAGUACGGAGGGGAUUUCAUACGAGCAAGGAUCUAUUCAUCGAGUCUAAAGGCCGGAGCUUCUGGGCAUAUCAAGGACUAUAGCAACGGGACGUACCUAGUCAAUUUCACUCUAUUUUGGGAGGGCGAUGCCAGAGUUUCUCUCCUGCUGAUCCACUCCAGCGAAGCAGUUUCAGCACUGUGGGCAGCGAGGAAGAAAGGCUAUGCAAAAAUAGCUUUCACAGGCACAUUUUUAAAUGGAAAAUCAACUGUGUUCACCCAAUGUGGUUUUAACAUAACCACAAAGGCCGAGCUCUGUGAGUAUCUAGAUGAACGAGACCAGGAGGGCUUCUACUGUGUGAAACCAAAGAAUGUGUCAUGUAAAGCAUUCAUCGCCCUGAAGUCCUACAACACAGCCACGUCGUAUCUCACAGACUUGGAACGAAGCCUUGUGAAGAGGUCCAACAUUGGAGUUGAGAUCCAUCACACGUUUGUGGACAUUCGUGUUGUGCCCUGUGAAAGCAACAAGACGAUGUCAAGCGAGAGAUGCAGGUUUAGGAUAAAUUCCCCAUUUCCCAGUGGCUUUGCAUUACAGAACCAAUGGCGCCCCGUUUUCUGCAAUAUGGCCAACUUGAACGCUUUGGAUCAGGUUCACACCUGCUUGAAAGGAAAGAUAGUUUAUCUCUUGGGAGACUCAACAGUACGGCAGUGGAUGGAAUAUCUCACAAGGACUGUAAGAACAUUUAAAUAUCUUGACAGCCACGGAGUUGGGGCACAGCGGAAUUUGAUUGCUGUGGACAUGGACAGAAACAUUCAAAUCCAAUGGAAAAAGCACAACCACCCAUUCAUCACUGCCUAUGAGUAUAAGACAAGAGAUCACAACUACAUUGCUCGGGAGAUCGACAACAUCGCAGGCGACAAAAACACAGUUGUUGUCAUUGCCUUGGGCCAGCACUUCCGUCCCUUUCCCAUUGAGCUCUUCAUCCAAAGGGCAAUUAACAUCCGAAAAGCUAUCCAGCGCCUUCUCCUAAGAAGUCCAGACACACGAGUCAUCAUCAAAGGAGAGAAUAUCCGGGAGUUGGACAUAGACCAGGAGGGAUUCAGUGACUUCCAUGGCUACACCCAAGACCUUGCAGCAAGGGAUGUCUUUUGGGAUAUGGAUGUGGGUUUUGUUGAUGCCUGGGAUAUGACAAUUGCCUACAACACACCCAAUGUUCACCCACCAGGUCAUGUGAUUGGCAAUGAAAUUAAUAUGUUCUUAAAUUAUAUAUGUUAA